GCUCCCCGAGGGGCUCGGCCGCGGCGCAAUAUGGCGGCGUUGGUUGGGUGCUGAGCGGUUGCGGGGCCGGCGGGGAGCGCGGGGCCGGGCGGCUGCGUGUGGGGAGCGAAGCGGCAGCCGGCGAGUUCGGGCGGAGGAGAGAGGACGAGGAAGGUGGCGGGGCCGUCUGGGGCCCCCGAGCCGCGGCGGCGAUGGCCCAGUGCGUGCAGUCGGUGCAGGAGUUCAUCCAGGACUCGUUCGUGCCCUUGGUGGCCGCGCUGUGCAGCGAGGAGGCGGAGAGGGUCACCCGCAAGAACAACCUGAGCUUCGCCGAGCUGGUGAAGCCCUUCUGCCGACUCACCUCGGAAGUUCACAUGAGAGAUCCUAAUAAUCAGCUUCACAUAAUUAAAAAUUUGAAGAUUGCUGUCAACAACAUUAUUACUUAUCCACCUCAGCCUGGAGCCAUUCGAAGGCUUCUGAAUGACGUUGUGUCUGUCAGUCAGCCUGCUGAAGGACUUGUCGCUAAUGUGAUCACAGCUGGAGAUUAUGACCUUAACAUUAGUGAUCGCUCAAUUAAAGCUAGUGUUCCUUGGUACAGUAAUUGGAAAGAGACACUGAUGGAACUGAACACAUCCACGUUUUAUUCAGCUACUACUCCUUGGUUUGAGUCUUACAGAGAGUGCUUUCUUCAGUCCAUGCCUGCAUCAGAUCAUGAAUUCUUAAACCACUAUGUUGCAUGUAUGCUUGUAGUUUCGUCUAGUGAAUCAGAGCCUGUGGAGCAAUUCCUGAAGCUGUCUCAGGAACAACAUCGAAUUCAGCAUAGCAGUGAAUACUUAUAUCCCAAGUGGUUUAUACCAAACACGCUCAAAUACUAUGUGUUACUGCAUGAUGUAAGCACAGGAGAAGAACAGAGAGCUGACUCCAUUUAUGAAGAGAUGAAGCAGAGAUAUGGAACUCAGGGUUGCUAUUUGCUGAAAAUAAAUUCUCGGGUGUCUCUUAGAGGAACAGAUGAACAGAUACCAGAUCCUUGGAGUCAGUAUCUUCAGAAAAACACUAUCCAGAACCAGGAUUGCUAUGAAGAUGGUCCUUAUACUGUCAUUUCAAACAAGAACACCGAUCACUUGAUAUCAGAUGGCUUAGAUGGUGAAAUUAAAGAUGGCCUGUCAAAUAACUUUAAGACUCACCCCCUUCAACUAGAUCAUCCCAGUGGCAGUUUGGAUAGCACUGAUUAUGUGAAGGCUACUGCAUCAUUGCAAGACUCAAAGAAGUCAAAUUCUGGAACGCCUCAUGGUGCUUGUUUAACACUCACAGAUCACGAUCGAAUCAGACAGUUCAUACAGGAAUUCACAUUUAGGGGACUUUUGCCACAUAUUGAGAAGACAAUUCGGCAACUUAAUGAUCAGUUAAUAUCCAGGAAAGGCUUGAGUCGAUCACUGUUUUCUGCUACAAAAAAAUGGUUUAGUGGCAGUAAGGUUCCAGAGAAAAGUAUAAAUGAACUGAAGAAUACUUCUGGUUUGCUGUAUCCACCAGAAGCACCAGAGCUUCAGAUCCGGAAAAUGGCAGACUUGUGCUUUUUGGUGCAACACUAUGAACUUGCAUAUAGCUGUUACCAUACUGCAAAGAAAGACUUCUUAAAUGAUCAGGCAAUGCUUUAUGCAGCUGGAGCACUGGAAAUGGCAGCAGUAUCGGCUUUUCUUCAGCCUGGAGCUCCUAGACCAUAUCCUGCUCAUUAUAUGGAAACAGCAAUUCAGACUUACCGCGAUAUCUGCAAGAACAUGGUUCUGGCUGAACGCUGUGUGCUGCUUAGUGCUGAAAUCUUAAAAAGUCAAAGCAAAUAUUCAGAGGCGGCUGCUCUUCUGAUUCGUUUAACCAGUGAGGAUUCAGAUCUUCGCAGUGCACUUCUGUUGGAGCAGGCAGCCCAUUGCUUUAUAAACAUGAAAAGUCCCAUGGUUAGAAAAUUUGCAUUUCAUAUGAUACUGGCUGGCCAUAGAUUUAGUAAAGCAGGCCAGAAAAAGCAUGCCUUACGUUGCUACUGUCAAGCCAUGCAGGUUUACAAAGGGAAAGGCUGGUCUCUUGCAGAAGACCAUAUCAACUUCACUAUUGGUCGCCAGUCCUUUACACUUCGUCAGCUUGACAAUGCUGUGUCUGCCUUUAGGCAUAUUUUGAUCAAUGAUAGUAAACAACCUCCAGCUCAGCAAGGAGCUUUUUUAAGAGAAUAUCUUUAUGUUUAUAAGAAUGUAACCCAGCUAUCACCUGAUGGUCCCUUACCACAGCUUCCUUUACCAUACAUUAACAGCUCAGCAACUCGUGUUUUCUUUGGGCAUGAUCGAAGACCAGCAGAAGGUGAAAAGCAAGCAGCCACACAUGUAAGUCUGGAUCAGGAGUAUGACUCUGAAUCAUCACAACAGUGGAAAGAACUUGAGGAGCAGGUUGUUUCUGCAGUAAAUAAAGGAAUAAUACCUUCAAAUUUUCAACCAACACAGUUCUGUUUAAAUCGCUACUCAGAUAACUCCAGAUUUCCACUUGCUGUGAUAGAAGAACCAAUAACUGUGGAAGUAUCAUUCCGAAACCCGCUGAAAGUUCCCCUUCUUUUGACUGACCUUUCAUUGCUGUGGAAGUUUCAACCUAAAGACUUCAGUGCAAAGCAUGAUGGAGAAACUAAAGAACUGGGAACAGAUGAUGAACGUAUGAUAGGAACUGAAGCAAUAGCAGAAUUUUUAAUCAAUAGCGAGGAGACAAAAGUGGCAAGACUAAAGCUCUUUCCCCAUCAAACAGGGGAGCUACAUAUUCUGGGAGUCGUUUAUAAUCUUGGCACUGUUCAGGGUGCUGUGACAUUAGAUGGGAUAGAUCCUUCUAUUGGAUUACAGACAGGAAAAUUUGUCUCCAAUGGGUUAUCUGUACGGGGACGACAAGAUUUAGAAAUCCAAGGGCCUCGACUCAAUAACACAAAAGAGGAAAAAACAUCUAUUAAAUAUGGACCCGAUCGACGUUUAGAUCCCAUUAUUACAGAGGAAAUGCCUUUGUUGGAGGUGUUCUUCAUAAAUUUUCCUACAGGGCUUCUUUGUGGAGAAAUCAGAAAAGCAUAUGUAGAAUUUGUGAACGUAAGCAAGUGUCCUCUUACUGCACUGAAGGUUGUGUCCAAAAAUCCAGAAUUUUUUACUUUUGGUGGAAAUACUGCUGUUCUAACGCCGCUAAGUCCUUCAGCUUCUGAAAACUGUAGUGCAUACAAGACUGUUGUGACAGAUCCUACCUCUGUGCGUACAGCACUACUAUCUUCAGCUUCUUCUGCAGACUUUGGGGUUGGCGCAGGGGGUCAGCCAGAAGUAAUACACGUCCCACUUCCUGAUGCUGUUCUUCUUCCUGGGGCUUCAGUGCAGCUGCCAAUGUGGUUACGGGGACCGGAUGAAGAAGGUGUUCAUGAAAUUAACUUUUUGUUUUACUAUGAAAGUAUUAAAAGGCACUCAAAAAUGUGUCAUAGAGUAUUAAGGCACACUGCAGUUAUUUGUACUAGCCGGUCUCUGCAUAUUCGAGCUACUGUCUGCAGAAGUAAUGCACUUGAUGAAGAAGGCAGAGGGGACACGAUGUUGGUGUUUGUGGAUCUAGAAAAUAUCAAUACCAGUGAGACUGGUGUUAAAGAAUUUCAUAUAGUACAAGUUUCAAGUAAUAGCAAGCACUGGAAGCUUCAAAAGUCUGUCAACAUCUCUGGAGACAAAGAUACUAAACUUGCUAGCAGAGAGAGAGCCAAGUUAUGCUUUAAAGCAGUAAGAUGCAAAAACUCAGAAGAAAAUUACACAUUUGCAGACAUUGUUUUUGGAAAUGAGCAGAUAAUAAGUUCAGCCAGUCCUUGUGCAGACUUUUUCUUUCAAAGCUUAUCCUCUGAGUUUAAAAGAACGCAUAUGCAAUCUCAUACUCGUGCAUCUCAAAGGGCUGUGAAACAAUCAUUUGAUGAGACAGUCAGGUUGAUACAAAGAUGCAGUGAAGUAGACUUGAACAUUGUUGUGCUGUGGAAGGCAUAUGUUGUGGAAGACAAUAAGCAGCUUAUUUUGGAGGGCCAGCAUCAUGUUGCCCUUAAUACAGUUGGGAAGGAGGCUUUUUCAUUUCCUCAGAAGCAGGGUUUUAAAAAAAUACUCGGGAAUUCUGAUUGGGAGGACUUGGAACAGGAAUUACCAGAAAUGGUUCUUUUGAAGUUUUUUCGAUCAGAAAAUGCACCAGUACCUGCAAGACCAAUGCCAGAGCAGCUUUCUAAUCUUAUCAAAACAAGUCUUCAUUAUCCAGAGUCUUUCAAUCAUUCUUUUCAUGAAAAAAGCCUCUGUCUGGUACCUGUCACUCUCCUACUUUCCAAUUGCUCCCAGGCUGUUGUUGAUGUGAUGAUUGACUUGCGACAUAAACCAACAAGCUCAGAAGCAUUAGAAAUCCAUGGAUCUUUUACAUGGCUGGGGCAAACACAGUACAAGCUUCAACUUAAAAGCCAGGAGGUCUAUAGCUUGCAGCUGAAAGCUUGCUUCGUUCAUACAGGCGUCUAUAAUCUUGGAACACCCAGAGUAUUUGCCAAGCUUGCGGACCAAGUUACUUUGUUUGAAACGAGUCAGCAGAACUCCAUGCCUGCACUAAUUAUUAUCAAUAAUAUCUGACCACUUCCUGAAUAAACCACACUAAAAGACAAAAUAAAUGGGAUUCUUUUCUUAUAUUGCUGGUUGAGAUUUUGCUGCAGUUUUUGGAUAUAGCACCUCAAACAUCUAACUUGUUACUAAAGAUUGUGUAGGAAAGAAAAUAGCAAAAUAUUCAGGCUACUUGUCAAUUUGUUUCUCAAUGCAACACCUUGGACUGAAAAUGCGUUUAUCCUUUUAUAAUGUCUUUCUUCUCUGGUAAUUACAAUAUUCAUAACAUGAAAUACUCCUUAACUCCAAAUCUGAACAUAGUUGUACAUCCUAUGCCCUGUCAAAAAUGCAGCUUGACUGCUGUUACAACUUCCAGCAUGGUGUGUUUAAUGUUUGUGGCCAUUUUAGCAUAUGGUUCAGGAAGAAACUGUCAUUGGCUUUUCCCUGUCUGAAGCCAUUAGUCAUGAUAUAUCCCAGCCUUACUGAGAAGUUCAAUAAGAUGUCUCAAAUCCACUUCUGUUUCUCAGUUCUUUAAUUUAAAAUUUUGUUACGAGUUUUCAUGCUUAUGGAAACUGAUCACCUUUCAAGGUUUACAUAAAGUCCCACCUAGGGUGUUUAAAAAAUAAUUCCGUCAACCAGUUUGAGUAUUUUCUCAUUCAUCUCAACACAGAAUGCACUAUUUCACAACUAUGAGAUUGUCAUUUAAAUUGUCACUUGCUUUAUUAUGUAACUAUAAUGAUUGAUCUGUUUAAAAAAAAUCUACUUAAGAUUUUCAAGAAGUGUAUUAUAUUUAUAACAAAUGUACUGUAAAUAGAAUAAAACAUACACCAUAUUCACUGUAUGGACUUGUGGCCCAUUUUUCUUCCUUUUCAUACAGCUAUUGCAACCUACAGGUGCCAAUACUCUGUGUGUAUUCUGCACUGUCUUUAUUCUGGCUCUCAUUGCUCAGAUGAAGUCCUGGUCCUGUUGCCACAUGUAGUGUUGGUAUACACUGAGACUGGUAGUGGCUGCUGUAUUUGCCUUUUGAGUUUAUAUCUGGUGUUCUCAGGUACAGCCCCCAGAGUGCAGCUGUCUGGGACAUCUCAAUUACUUGCUAGACACUAGGGAUUUUAAAUUUAAGUAAAAGCUGCUGAACACAGGGAAGGUUGUGCAAAGCUAUCAAGUGCAACAAAAUAAGCUAAGAGGUAGGAGUUAUGGUUUAAUGAGUUAGCUGAGAACAAGACAACUGAGCACCUAAAGAAGCCUAAGACUUAAGUCAGUCUGCUGUAUAUUGUGACAGAAGGUAAUGUCUUCAUAGGACAACACUGACUUAUGAGGCAGUACAUCUGCCUUCAGGUGCAUAUUUUUCUUUGUAGAUAAGGUUUCCAAUUGUACUUGUAUGCACUACAACUGUAUGACUGCCUCCAGGACUUAAAACUUCCCGAGAAGUCUUAGAACCCUUUCCCACCUUAUGACCUUUAGUAGUCAUACUUAAUUUCACUGUGGAUCAUGUUGGUUUAUCAACAGAGUACUUAUCUAACUAAAUAUAUUGUUUCUGGAGGCGUGGGGAUUUUUUCCUGCUCUUAGGCAGAUGAGAAUACUACUCUUUCUAAAUGGUUCUGGGCAUUGUAACUUUAUAUCAUCAGUCUUAUUUCCAUUUUGGCAGUCUUAGGGAAAGAGAAGUCAUUAUUGAUGCCAUUCAACUAUCCAGCUGUAGACAACGAUGUUCUAAGUCACGGUUGGUGCGUUUUUAAGACUUCUUCAAAUACUCAAGUAUACGAGUCACAUUCUGAUAGAGGAUGUUUCCACAGGAGUUUUGUGAGAUACGGGUCAGAAGUUUAGCUGCUUUUUUCAGCCUAUCCGAAGAAACCGUGAAGGCAUUUAAUGUUUUCUCCUGUGAUUUGGAAUUUGUACACUUUAAAGAGUAGGCUGGAAUAACAGUACAGAGACUUUCCAGGAUGGGCUAUCCCGAUGACUGGUGUAUUGCUUGUCGAUGAUCCUAGCUUUUGGAUUUAAGUGAACCAGCACUUGUCACUUCUGUUAGUGUUAAUCUACAUAAAAAAACUGUGGUAAGAGAUAUUAUGUAGCUUGGCUUGAAGGAAAUAACUAUGGUUAUGAAGGGCUGACCCUUCAUGUUUCUGAGAAUAUUUAUAGAAUUAUGGCAAGCUAAUGAUAUGGAAAGAAGCAAAAAGAGGUGGAGUAGUGUUUUGUUCAGCAUGGGUAAAAUUAGCAGCCUUUUCAAUACAGUUUUGAUAUGCUUUUCUAUGUUUUUGUAUCUUGACACAAAAUUUUUUGUACAUAUACCAAGUAUUCCCGAAGAGUUCUUAUAAAUGCAAAGCUCAGCAGGAUAGGCUUUCAAACUUGUAAAUAAGCCAGACUUUGGUUUUGCUGAAGACAAUCUCAUGUAGCUAAAAAAAUUCUACUCUAAACAAGCCAAACUUCUGCUUUCUCUUCAUGCUUAAAUAAAAUAUCCCCUUUAUUCUCUUUCCUUAUGUGAUGAUUAAAUAUACUGAAGUUUUUAACUCGUCAUAUUCUGAGGCAGUUUACUAAAAAGCAGUAUUUGUGAUUCUGAUUUCUGGAGAGCUUGUCAUAUUGUUACAGUAGACUACUGUCAGGCCGUGUCCAAGGAAUGACUCUAUUUUGUAACCAUUAAAAUGCU
Molecule: messenger RNA, 7215 nt
Organism: Cuculus canorus (common cuckoo)
Lineage: Eukaryota; Metazoa; Chordata; Aves; Cuculiformes; Cuculidae
Gene: TRAPPC8
Product: trafficking protein particle complex subunit 8
Exons: 31
Coding region: 192-4610 (1472 amino acids)
Biological process (GO): protein localization to phagophore assembly site; endoplasmic reticulum to Golgi vesicle-mediated transport
Cellular component (GO): phagophore assembly site; TRAPPIII protein complex; cytoplasmic vesicle
Molecular function (GO): protein binding
Source: RefSeq, a predicted model, not a curated record